Molecule: messenger RNA, 1266 nt
Organism: Aspergillus fischeri NRRL 181
Lineage: Eukaryota; Fungi; Ascomycota; Eurotiomycetes; Eurotiales; Aspergillaceae
Product: BRcat and Rcat domain-containing protein
Exons: 2
Coding region: 1-1266 (421 amino acids)
Biological process (GO): protein polyubiquitination; ubiquitin-dependent protein catabolic process; positive regulation of proteasomal ubiquitin-dependent protein catabolic process
Cellular component (GO): ubiquitin ligase complex; cytoplasm
Molecular function (GO): ubiquitin protein ligase activity; ubiquitin conjugating enzyme binding; zinc ion binding
Source: RefSeq, a predicted model, not a curated record
AUGGACCGCAAUAAGGGAAAACAGCCUGUUGGGCAAUCAUCAGACGAAGAACUCGCUCUUCAGCUGUGGGAAGAGGAACUAGACAAUUACAACCGAUCUCUCGAGGAUGAACGACUUGCGAGAAGCAUUGCUCGAGCUGUAGUCGAUGACGGCGUCGCAGUCACAACCGCAAGGCAAGAAGAGCUCCGUGCCUCUGACGAUCAUAGACUCGCUCUCGAACUGUCCGGACAGCCUGUACCCCCACCACAGCAGCCCCAGCCCCACGAUCAAUCAGUUGCGGUCCAGCUUUCUGAAGACAAAAUGAAGGACUACAUUGAUUUGACGCUUGCAGACACCGACUUCGACCUUCUCCCCACGAGAGUUGCUAGUCAGCACGCAGAAGCUGAGAGCUCCAGGAACCCUAAGCGUUGUUGCAUCGCUGGCCCUUCCAAUGAGGGACUCCUUUAUGAGUGUGCCGUGUGCACAGAACUUGUUCCGUCGACAGAUAUAAUCCCAGCUCCCUGCAGCCACACAUACUGCCGGAUCUGUGCAGUAAGACUGUUCCAAGAUUCCAUGACAGAUGAGACCCUGUUCCCGCCUCGUUGCUGCAGAAAGGAGAUUCCACUCUCACUUGUCAGUGGGUUCCUCGGUUUGGCGCGGAGCCAGCAAUUCGAGGAGAAGGCCAUCGAGUUCAGCGACCCGCAUCGUACCUACUGUUCAAACCCCUCGUGCUCCGAAUACAUCUUUCCGUAUUCAGUGUCUUCUUAUAUCGGCACGUGCAGUCAUUGCUCCUCCAGAACGUGCAUGCGGUGCAAGAAGCCCGCGCACGAGGGUGACUGCCCCGACGAAGACGAAGAGCUCCUACAACUUGCCGAGCGUGAGGGUUGGCGGCGUUGCUUUCAGUGCAGAAAUAUGAUUGAGCUUGGAACAGGUUGCAAUCACAUCACCUGUCGCUGCGGUGCUGAGUUCUGCUACGCGUGCGGUACCAAAUGGCGGCAGUGCCGAUGCGAGUUGUGGGAUGAGAACAGACUGGUUGAUAGAGCUCGCUAUCUCGUUGACCGCGGCAGGGACCCCGCUCAACCUGCUCAGCCGGCGAGACCAGAACAGGUCCAGCAGAUGGUACAGCGGUUACUUGAACGACAUGAAUGCGAUCACGAAGAGUUCUGGCCGCGCGUCCCAGGGGCUCAUCAGUGCGAGGAAUGCCGCGACCAUCUUCCGAACUAUAUCUUGCAAUGUGGACAGUGUGGGAUUCGAGCUUGUCGGAGAUGCAGGCUGAACCGGUUGUAA